Molecule: messenger RNA, 285 nt
Organism: Aureobasidium namibiae CBS 147.97
Lineage: Eukaryota; Fungi; Ascomycota; Dothideomycetes; Dothideales; Saccotheciaceae
Exons: 2
Biological process (GO): phosphorelay signal transduction system
Source: RefSeq, a predicted model, not a curated record
CGAGCCCGUCAGCUCGCGACGUUGGCCAAGAUCGAUCAUGCCCUCGAUGCGAAAGUCUUCAGCAACAUACUCGAUCUGGACGACGACGAGGACCAGAACUUCAGCCGAUCACUGGUUUUUGACUUUAUCGACCUGGCAAAACAAACACUGAACGAGAUGGAUGCUUGCUUAGAACAAAAGGACUUUGUGCGAUUACGAGACAGAGCCGCAUACCUUCGCGGACCAUGCAACACGCUGGGGGUUUACAGGAUGGAGGAAACUUGCGCCCGGAUCGAGCAGUUGACC